UCGCCGGUCAGUGAGUGCGCGAACCGCGAACCGUCAAUGACGAUGGAAGACGCUGCGAAUCUGGCCGCUCGCCAGGGCAAGGGACGUUCGGCGUCCAUCUGUGCUCCGUCGUUCUCGAGCAUGGAGGCGGCUCUCGGAGGCGGUCCGGGCACACCGCCCCCGGACGGAGGCGGUGGAGGCGGCAGGAGGCGGAGACCGGCCACGCGGUCGCAGUCGGCGCGGUUGACGGGAACGGCAAAGUCGGUGCGACGGAGACUGCCGGUCGCAACGGCGGGACGGGAGGACAUCGGCGGAAGCAAUCAUAGCAUGCGUUCUGGGAGCAGCGAACCGCGGCUGCAUGAUGCUAUAGGACCAGAUUCUCCCAGUCCGGUUGGAUUCAGGCGGAAAGGAUCGGCAAGGAGAGUGAACUCAGUUUACCAAAGAAAGUCGACUGCGUUUUUGGACGUUCCUGAGGCACCCACAUCCAAUCUUCAGCCUGAGGAUGAGGACUCAUAUCGGCUACGUUCUUUCAGCUUCACAUCAAAAGGUGUUGUAAACAGAGGCGACUCGUUCCGGAGGCGGCGUUCUCGCAGCAACAGCGUGCUGCCCCCGGGGGGUCACGAGGGGGGCCCAACCGCCCCCGAGCCACCACCCCCCUUGUCACCAGUGCACUCCCCCGACUUCAGCUCCUAUCAGGUGGCCAUGCUGGGGGCGCAGGGGGUCGGCAAAACCGCCCUUGUCAGCCAAUUUAUGACUUCAGAGUGCAUCAAUGCCUAUGACAGACAGAGAGAUACACCUUCAGAGCAAGAGCAGUCAGUUUGCAUUAUGCUAAAUGGAGAAGAGUCGGAACUAAAGUUCAUCAACAUGGAGAAUAAAGCGGAGACUGACAAAACACUGAACUUGGCCGAUGCGUAUGUAGUGAUGUUCUCAGUGAUCGACAAGGCCAGCUUCCAGAAGGCAGAGCAGGAACUCAACAGACUCCUGGUCGGCGACUUCCUCAGAUCGAAGCCGGCCAUCUUGGUCGCCAAUAAGGUCGACUUGGUGCGCACCCGAGCCAUCUCAACGCAAGACGGCAAAUGCCUGGCGUGCACGUAUCGCGCCAAGUUCAUUGAGAUUUCGGUCGGCAUAAAUCACAACGUGGACGAACUGUUGGUCGGAAUUCUGACGCAGAUCCGCCUGAAACGGCAACAUGGCGACAAGGAGACGGGAGGCUCUCAUUGGUACAAAAACCGCGGCAUGGUCAGAGCCAGCAUGAAAGCACGCCAAAUGUUCACAUGGAUCUUCGGCAAGGAGGACUCCAAGUUCAAAAACUGCGAAAAUCUCCACGUUUUGUAACCAGUUUCUAUCUGAAUUUGUAACUGAUCAUUCAGUUUGUAACUAGGUGUUUAGUUCACAACCAAGAACUGUUGAUUAAUUAGGUAAACUUCUCAGUUUUCGUGAAAUCUUCAAGUUUUUUAACUAGUUUCCAUCUGAAUUUGUAACUGAUUAUCCACUUUGUAACUGGGUGUUCAGUUCACAACCAAGAACUGUUGAUUAAUUAGGUAAAUUUCUCAGUUUUCGUGAAAUCUUUAAGUUUUUCAACUAGUUUCCAUCCUAAGUUGUAACUGACUAUCCAGUUUGUAACUAGGUUUUUAAUUUACAGCCAAAACUGUUAAGGGACGUAGGUAAACUUUUCAGUUUUCGUGAAAUCUUCAAGUUUGUCAACUAGUUUCCAUCUUAAU
Molecule: messenger RNA, 1700 nt
Organism: Nilaparvata lugens (brown planthopper)
Lineage: Eukaryota; Metazoa; Arthropoda; Insecta; Hemiptera; Delphacidae
Gene: Rgk3
Product: GTP-binding protein REM 1
Exons: 6
Coding region: 37-1314 (425 amino acids)
Cellular component (GO): plasma membrane
Molecular function (GO): GTPase activity; calcium channel regulator activity; GTP binding
Source: RefSeq, a predicted model, not a curated record